UAAAAAUCAUACCCAAAGGAUAUUUGGGAGAUUUACUGAAAUCAUAGACAAACAGACAAACCAUUUAUACAACAGAGUUAAAAAUGAAAGCAAACACUGCAGACAUUGAUAAUUAAAGUGAAAGCUUUCUGUUUUUCUGCAGUUAGUCUGCGGAUUCUGAAGCAAGCAGUCGACGUCAAUAAGCUGUAAAACUGAACAAACACACAACCUGACACCGAGCGACUGAAAAAGGUGAGGCUUUAUGGCAACAAAGGCAGCUGUAAGUCAGCUGUACUCGUUUAAAAAGAAAAGAUGACAGACAUAUUUGUAGGAAAUAAGGUUUUUGUUCUUGUCACUGGAAAAACAUUAAAUGUUGAUAAGAAAUUCAUGGAACAUCUUAAACAACAAAAACCAGAUCUGCAGGAGGUGAAAAAUGUAGCUGAGUGCGAUUAUGUUCUGGUUUUCUGUCCUAUUGUGUCACGAGCUGGAACCGACAUUGAAGCGGCAUUGAAAAAUCUUCAGGAUAUUGCAGGUUCCAAACCUGCUGUUCUAGUGAUGCUCCAUCACACGUUUGAUAAAGAUUAUGUUGUACCAGACAGCAGCAGAGCUGUAAAAAGAAAGAAUUUACUCACAGUAGACUGUCUGUUCUAUGAAGAUCAAGGAUUACUUCAGUGUACAAAAAAUGCUGAAUCACUGGGAAAAAUUCUAAGCAUUAUAAAACCCGAGGCGUCAUGGUGGAGUUAUUUCUGGUUCUCUUCUCCAGCUCGUAACCAAACAAAUAACAUGGAGAUUGGACCGUCCAAAACAGAAUCUGACAUGACUUCUGAAAUUCAAAAUGCCCCUCAGAUUAUCAGGAACAGUGACGUGCAAAAUGAACAAAAAGCCUCUGAUGGAACACUCGCUGCCAGUGCAGAUGACAUGGAAGAAGAACCAGAAAAGAUGACAGACAUCUUUUUAGGAAAUAAGCUUUUUGUUCUUGUCACUGGGAACACAUUAAAUGUUGAUAAGAAAUUCAUGGAACAUCUUAAACAACAAAAAACAGAUCUGCAGGAGGUGAAAAAUGUAGCUGAGUGCGAUUAUGUUCUGGUUUUCUGUCCUAUUGUGUCACGAGCUGGAACCGACAUUGAAGCGGCAUUGAAAAAUCUUCAGGAUAUUGCAGGUUCCAAACCUGCUGUUCUAGUGGUGCUCCAUCACACGUUUGAUAAAGAUUAUGUUGCACCAGACAGCAGCAGAGCUGUAAAAAGGAAGAAUUCACUCACAGUAGACUGUCUGUUCCAUGAAGAUCAAGGAUUACUUCAGUGUACAAAAAAUGAUGAAUCACUGGGAAAAAUUCUAAGCAUUAUAAAAGAGGGGUUAUGGUGGAAUUUUUCCUGGCCUUGGUCUUGGUGGACUUCAGAUGGCAGUAAGGACCAAAGCCAGAGUAAAGAUACAGAAACAAAUGAGAAAGAUUCUGUUCAGAGGAUUUUGGUAUUAGGGAGAAAUGACGCUUGGAAAAGUUCAUCAAAAACAAUCAUCCUAGGGAGAGAUGAGAUGAACCAGGCAUCUGUAGCUGAAUUCACUGCCACCCAGGAGAAUGAGAGCAUGGAGGAGGAGGUGGCUGGGAGAAAGGUGACUGUUGUGGAGACCCCUAACAUUUUCUCAGCUGAACUUGCUCAGGAGAAAAUUAGAAAGGAUGUGGAAGAAGCUAUCAAUCUGUCUAAGCCCGGACCCCAUGCCUUCCUCCUGAUAAUACCUGUAAAUCUUUCAGAAGACAACAAAGUUAUGGUACAGAAUUUAAAAGUUACUUUCUUAAAGAUGGAAGAGAUCUUUGGAGAGAGGUUCUGGAAACACACCAUGAUCAUAUUCAGUGUUAGUAAUGAAUAUCUGAAGAAGAAGAUUAUGGAGUUUAUCCAAUCAGGAGACCAGGAGGUCCAGACACUUGUACAGAAAUGUGAGUACAAGUAUGACUUUCUCACGACUAAGGACAAUGAAGUUGGUCCUCAGGACUUAAAGUAUCUGCUGGAGAAGAUAGAGAAGAUAAAAGAAGGUGAGGUAAAGGACUUCUACAGUAGUGAGGUUUAUCUGAAGACACUAGCUUCGAUUGGAGGGAGUGAGAAAAAGAUCAACAAUGAACUAGAGGAUGAAGAUGAUCCAGCGAAUGAACUGAUGAGAAACAUAGAAAAGAUCAAAGAAGAAACAAAAAGACAUGGAAAGGCAGAGCAAGAAGAGACCGAGCAAAGUCCAAAAGAACCAAAAAUUGUUGAAGAACUAAAGGGCAAGAUGGUGAUAUAGAAAGUGAAUGAAGAGUGCAUGGAGAGAGAAAGUCUGAAAUGAAGACUUUCCUGUCUGGAAUCUGGAGAGAUAUUUUGAAUUCUAGCAUGAAGAUGCAAGAAGAGAUUGAAAGAAAGCAUAGUCAGAUCAAGGAAGAUGAUAAAAUCUAUUGAGAAUUGCUUGACAAGUAUCUUUUUACUGACAAAUCUAAAAAUCCAGGAAUCCUCUUUUUCCUCCUUUUUCCUAUUCCGAUUAAUUGUAUUCCUUGUUUGCAAUUCUAAUUACCAAUAAUAACAAAUAGAUUGCAGUGUUAUAUGUAGUAGAUAAUGAGUAAUCAUUGUAUUUUACUGUCACUGUCAGAUGUUUUAUCUUUGCCUUGCACUAAAGCUCUAUAAAUUAGAAAGAGCUACCAGUUUAGCCCUGAAUACAUUACAUGAUAUUUCUCUUGUGAUAAGUCACUCUGUAUCUCAUUAUAUACCGCCUAUAAAUGCUUAUAAACACCUUAA
This is a messenger RNA of Tachysurus vachellii, 2735 nucleotides long. RefSeq lists its product as uncharacterized. Gene Ontology annotation, molecular function: GTP binding. Lineage: Eukaryota; Metazoa; Chordata; Actinopteri; Siluriformes; Bagridae. The record is from RefSeq and is a predicted model, not a curated record. The transcript is spliced from 12 exons. Bases 292 to 2250 code for a protein of 652 amino acids.